AUGGCGUUGACACUGCGGAACUGGAACUGGCUGCUGACUAUACUAGCUAUAAAAUCCCCUCCUUUCAGAAUCGAAGAGGAAGGAUGGGGUGAGUUCGAUAUGCAGAUUGUCUUGAGUGCGCCAGACAAGGACCAUUCCAUUACGCAUGACUUGAACUUCCAAUCGAGCAAGUACGAGUCAAAGCAUGUUAUUACGUUCAAAAACCCUAAGCCUCCGCUUCUAGCCCAGCUGCGUGAGUCCGGCCCUGUACCUGGCGAUGAGAAUGGAGUGAAGAAACGGGGCCAGGAGGAGUCCAAGAAGAAGAAACGCGUGGAUAAAAACGUCGAUAUGGAGAAGCUAGCAGAUGGCCUGCAGAAGCUGGGAGAAGAUGACCUGCUCCAAGUUGUCCAGAUGGUGCAUGACAACAAGUCCUCGGACUCGUAUACUAAAAACGAUAUUGAACGUAAGGACAUUUGA
This is a messenger RNA of Trichophyton verrucosum HKI 0517, 456 nucleotides long. RefSeq lists its product as uncharacterized. The transcript is spliced from 3 exons. Lineage: Eukaryota; Fungi; Ascomycota; Eurotiomycetes; Onygenales; Arthrodermataceae. Gene Ontology annotation, biological process: regulation of DNA-templated transcription. The record is from RefSeq and is a predicted model, not a curated record. Bases 1 to 456 code for a protein of 151 amino acids.